Molecule: messenger RNA, 1021 nt
Organism: Mytilus trossulus (common blue mussel)
Lineage: Eukaryota; Metazoa; Mollusca; Bivalvia; Mytilida; Mytilidae
Exons: 9
Coding region: 76-876 (266 amino acids)
Biological process (GO): proteolysis; protein desumoylation
Cellular component (GO): nucleus
Molecular function (GO): deSUMOylase activity
Source: RefSeq, a predicted model, not a curated record
GAUGCCUACUUGGCUGUACUUUGUCAAGCACAACAAGACAAUGGAAGAAAUAUCUUGCAUAUAACUGCUGCAGUAAUGACCAACAUAUGCAAAGGAGAUUCAAUUGGAAAUCAGAAUCUAUUCCAAAUGAAAAUCUUAACAGAUUAUGAGAUGAUAUGUGGAGUGUAUAAUCAAGCAGGGAAUCACUGGGACCUAGUGAUAUUAACACCAACUGAUGGACGAAUACAGUUUUACAAUCCAAUGGGUUUCGAGGCACCAGUUGCGUAUCAAGUUCAAAGAAACUGGAGUGACUAUUUGGCAUAUAGAACCCACUUAUUUGCAGAAAAAACAAUAGAAUGGAAAUUGUAUGUUGAAAAACAUGCUUUGCAGUUAGAUGGUUACAAUUGUGGUGUAUAUUGUUUAAUGUUUGCAGAGAGAAUACUGUCAAAAAAAGAAUUAACAGGCAUUACACAAAUAGAGGUCCAGGAAAAAAGGAAAGAAAUUGCAGAGACCUUAUUACUGUAUGAAGUUUAUAUGAAAGAUGCUUGUCCCUGCUGUGGAUUUAAUGUUCAAGAACAGCCUUGUAUUGGUUGUUUAAUUUGUGGUAGACACUUCCAUAAACUUCCUUUCUGUGUUGGUGAGAGCCUUGCCAAGGAAGAUGCUAAUUUUUUCACUUGCAAGAUGUGCGAAAACAAUAUCAUUCCAGACACAAUAGAUUUAGGUGGAAUAUUGGAAGAAAAGCCUGUUAAAGAUUCAAUUAAUCCAGAUCAAUACUGUGAACCAAAACCAGAAAUGAAGAAGACUUUUACCGGAACAACUGCCCUGUUUGUGAAAAACCUCAUUGAAUCUGUAAGACAAAUAAUAUGGACUACUAGCAUAAGUAACAUUACUGUUUGAUGGUCCAUAAAAUAUUUUAUAUGAUACUAUUAUAACACCUAAACCAAUUGAUUUCAACACCUGUCUUAUUACUGCAAAGUUAAAUGACUCAACCAAAUGGUAUGCAACUUAUACACAAUAUGUAUUACCACAAAACUUACAUCAA